AUGGAAACACCAAACAAACAAAAAUCAGAAACUAAACAAGAAACAACAUCAACUGACUCAGAUCUAUACUCAACUAUAGACUCUUCAACUCUCGCUUCUAACAACAACAACAACAACAGCAACAACAUGCCAUUCGACAAGAAGGACUUCACUAGAGUCCAGAGUGGCUUUGAAGUGCAGUCGAAAUCACCACUCUUAUCAAAUGAGGAUUCAACAACUGAUAAUGAAGACAUCACAAGAGAUGACAUCAACGAAACACAACCGAAUCAUGACACAUCAAAUGAAAACAUACAGAUCAAACUACCAGUUGACGAUGAAGAUGAUACUUCUGUUCUUAUGACUUUCCAUAAUACAAAACCUUCACCAUUAAUUAUUGUCCUCACUAUUAUUUCCUCAAUUUCUGGUUUCAUGUUUGGUUAUGAUACAGGUUAUAUCUCAAGUGCUCUUGUGGCGAUUGGAACUGAUUUAGAUGGGAAAAGAUUAACUUAUGGUGAAAAAGAGAUCAUCACCGCUGCUACAUCUUUAGGUGCUUUAAUUACUGCUUUAAUGGCUGGGUUAUGUGCUGAUUUCUUUGGUAGAAAACCAACAAUUAUGAGUUCAAAUGCAAUGUUUUUAAUCGGUGCAGCUUUACAAUGUGCUGCGAAGACUUUUUGGGUCAUGGCCGUCGGUAGAUUUAUCAUGGGUUUUGGUAUUGGUAUUGGUUCUUUAGUUUCACCUUUAUUUAUUAGUGAAAUUUCUCCAUCAAGAUUUAGAGGUCGUUUAACUGUGAUUAAUUGUUUAUGUAUCACUGGUGGUCAAUUAGUUGCUUAUGGUUGUGGUGCUGGUUUAACACAUGUUCAUAAUGGUUGGAGAAUUCUUGUUGGAUUAAGUUUAAUACCUGCUGCUAUUCAAUUUUUCGUUUUCUUUUGGCUACCUGAUACUCCAAGAUAUUAUAUUAUGAAGGGGAAAUUAGAUAAAGCUUGUGCAGUGUUGAAAAGAACCCAUUUAGAUUCAACUGAUGAAUUGAUUGAAGAUAAAGUUGCUGAAUUAGCAAGAUUAAAUUCACAAAUUCCUGGUAAAACUAUUCUCCAUCAAACUUGGAAUGCCAUCAAGGAAGUUCACAGUGUUCCAUCAAAUUUAAGAGCUUUAGUAAUUGCUUGUGGGCUACAAGGUAUUCAACAAUUUACAGGUUUCAAUUCCCUUAUGUAUUUCAGUUCCACAAUUUUUGAAACUGUUGGAUUUAAUGAUUCUACUGCAGUUUCUAUUGUUGUUGCAGGAACAAAUUUCAUUUUCACAGUCAUUGCAUUUUUCAUUAUUGAUAAAGCAGGUCGUCGUUUAAUGUUACUAUUGGCUAUUCCAGGUAUGAUGGUUUCAUUAAUUCUUUGUGCAAUUGCAUUCCAUUUCCUUGGUGUCAAAUUUGAUGGUGGUCAUGAUGCAGUUGUUGAAACCACAGGUAUUACAGGAUGGGGGAUCCUUGUUAUUGUUGGUAUGAUUUUAUAUGUUGCCACAUAUGCUAUUGGUAUUGGUAAUGUUCCAUGGCAACAAUCUGAAUUAUUCCCACAACAAGUUAGAGGUAUUGGUACUUCAUAUGCCACUGCUGUUAAUUGGGCAGGUUCAUUAGUUAUUUCAUCAACUUUUUUGACAAUGUUACAAAAUAUAACACCACCUGGUACUUUUGCCCUUUUCGCUGCAUUAUGUGCUGUGUCUUGGGUUUUCACAUUCUUUUGUUAUCCAGAAUUAAGUGGAUUAGAAUUAGAAGAAACUAAACAAUUAUUAACUGGUGGAUUCAAUAUUAAAGCUUCAAAAAUUUUAGCUAAAAAGAGAAAGAAGCAUGUUGAUGUUGAACGUCAAGUUAAAGCAUCUCAUGAAAUCGUACAUCAUGUUAGUCAAGAACAAGUUUAA
Messenger RNA from Hansenula ciferrii, 1881 nucleotides. It is a transcript of the gene ITR1, whose product is annotated as sugar porter family MFS transporter. NCBI's taxonomy places the organism in Eukaryota, Fungi, Ascomycota, Saccharomycetes, Phaffomycetales, Wickerhamomycetaceae. Gene Ontology annotation, biological process: transmembrane transport. Gene Ontology annotation, molecular function: myo-inositol:proton symporter activity. The coding region runs from base 1 to 1881 and encodes 626 amino acids. The record is from RefSeq and is a predicted model, not a curated record. Gene Ontology annotation, cellular component: membrane. The transcript has a single exon.